This is a messenger RNA of Atta colombica, 1721 nucleotides long. RefSeq lists its product as uncharacterized. Gene Ontology annotation, biological process: regulation of transcription by RNA polymerase II. The record is from RefSeq and is a predicted model, not a curated record. NCBI's taxonomy places the organism in Eukaryota, Metazoa, Arthropoda, Insecta, Hymenoptera, Formicidae. Bases 279 to 1721 code for a protein of 480 amino acids. Gene Ontology annotation, cellular component: transcription regulator complex; nucleus. Gene Ontology annotation, molecular function: DNA binding. The transcript has 3 exons.
GAGCGUGUGUGUGCGUGCGUGCGCGUUUCUCUCCGCUUUACUACUUCAGUACUCCGCUCCGUUUUCCUCUUCACUCGUACUCUCCUCUGCCCGGCCGUCCGGAGCAGACGCGGAGAGCCUAAAGAGAGUUCCGUUGUUGUCCUUGGCGCGCAUCGUCAGCGUCAAUCAACCAUCAAUCGUAAUCGUCGUCAUUAUUGUUUGUUAUCUUCGUUCAUCGCCGUCUACGUAUCUUGCCGCGUGUGUACGCCGCAUCCUUCCCUACUGGCCCGCGCGCGUGCAUGGACGACACGCGCGCACGAGCCGACGAGGAUAUAGCCCUGGAUUCGUCCCGUUUACGCUCGUCCGCUCGGCUCGGCUCCGCCGCGAGCAUCGCCGCUGCCGCUGCCGCUGUCACUGCCACCGCUGCCUCCGUAGCUACUACCACCACCUCCACCACCUCCUCGACUGCCGCCGCCACCUGCCGCGUCGCGAGACGCAAGAAGAAGAAGAGGAGGCGUCAGCGACUUGUUACGAGUAACGACGACGUCCCUAGCGUCGCCGUCGUGGUCGCAUCCCGCGGCGUUACCACCUCAAGUAGUAACGUCGCCGUAGCUGAAGACAACACCGCCGACGCCGUCGUCGUCCUCGAGCCUGACGCCGACGCUGCCGUCGUCACCGCCGCCGCCGCCGCCGCCGCGGCCGCCUCCUCCGUCGGCACCACCGCCGGCGUCACGCUUCUCAAUCGACGCGCCGGCAAACGCUCGCCACGGCGAUGCAACGCCGGCGGACGUAGAAGCGCGAUGACGAUGGACCUGCAGCGGCUGAUCAACGAGGUGCACGCGAGGCCCGCGAUCUGGGACCAGAAGAAUGUCAACUAUCACAAUCGCGAUGUCAUACUGAAGAUGUGGCGGGAGAUCGCAAGGGCAUGCGAGGUGUCGACGGAUGUCGCCAAGUCCAAAUGGAAACAUCUGCGCGACAACUUUCGAAACGAGCUGAAAAAGACCUAUCGGGGUAAGUGCGACGGUAUCGGCGGCACCGAGCACGACUCUAAGUGGGUCUGGUUCAAGAGCCUAUUCUUCUUGCGGGACCAAAUGAACUCAAGGGUAAUCGGCUGCGCUCUGUCACAAAACUGCGUUGGUGCGGUCGGGAUGCGUUCCUCGCCGGAUGGCACGCAGAUCGAACCGCAGAUCGACAUUCUUGAGGGCCACGAGGAGACUCAGUUCGAUGACUUGGAUGGUGACUCUUGCCAGUCAUUGCUAUCCAACGAUGAUGGCUUGCAUCAGGUGAUGCCGCCGCCAAAGAUGAACAAGAUAAUCAGUCGGAAACGAGCAUUAAUGGACGCGAUCGAAAACGAUUACGGUGUGGAAGUGGAUCGAAAGCGAUAUGAAUCACUGCAGAAGAGACUGGCGAUCGGUCCGGAGGACGAGGACGACACCUACCACUUUCUCAUGAGCGUACGAAAUCCCCUGAGAAGCCUGCCGCUCGAUAGGCAGAUGUUUGUUCGUCUCAAGAUCCAGGAGUUGGUCUACAAUGAAAUCAAUUCGCAAAAUCAACAGCAGCAGCAAACCGCAGGUCGUGGUAUCUACGACGCUUCCUCACAGGGCCAAGAUGUGAAACCCCUGCGCGCCGGUAACGGCGGCAAUGGCGUCGUUGGCGGCGACGUCAGCGACAUGGCGAAUCCGGCGUCAUUGCUACAGAACUGCACACCCGAGGGCUCCGGCGACGAUGCCUUCUUCGGCUGA